AUGGAGAUUAGUCAUUUGAUAAGCAAUGUGUAUGAAUAAGAAAUCGAUACUGAAGAGGAUUAUCAUAAUCAACUAUAAUGGGAUAGAAAUAUGCACUUUUCAUUGUUUGGAUUGCAUAGUCCUGAACUCUCAGUAAUCGAAAAUGUCUCCAAUUAUGGAAGCUAGUUUGAUCAUAACUUCUCUCACUAUGAUAAUUCUGGCACCAAAGACUCUGAAAUAGUAGUUUGUAAAUCUAACAAAAAAAUUCGGAAACGAAAAUAAAAAAAAAGUUGUCUUCUUAGCAAAAGUGAAUUUAUUAAAAGUUUGCAGAAAAUAGAAUAAUGUCAAUCCAUAUAAUUCUUUUUGGAUUAGUUAUCUCACUCUGUCAAAACAAUGAAAGAUCAUUUAUGCAGAAAAUUUGCAAAGGCUAGCGAUAAAUGA
Molecule: messenger RNA, 420 nt
Organism: Paramecium octaurelia
Lineage: Eukaryota; Ciliophora; Oligohymenophorea; Peniculida; Parameciidae
Source: the annotation of a GenBank genome assembly